Molecule: messenger RNA, 2773 nt
Organism: Malus domestica (apple)
Lineage: Eukaryota; Viridiplantae; Streptophyta; Magnoliopsida; Rosales; Rosaceae
Product: putative disease resistance protein RGA1
Biological process (GO): defense response to fungus
Molecular function (GO): ADP binding
Source: RefSeq, a predicted model, not a curated record
ACUUGGUAAUUUCCUAAUAUUCCCAACUUUUCUUAACAAACAAAAUGAAAAAUAUUAUAUUACAAGUCUCUCUUUAUAAUUGUUGAUUUUUCAAAAGCAUAUUAAGAGUUUGAUCAUAACUUAGCUAAGAUCCAGAAUCAUUACUGAAUUAAGACGGAAAUCUCAAUUACCUUGAGCUCACCUCAUCUAGUAGAAAAUGGCCGAGCUUGCAUUUCCGUUGGCAGCCAAACUCAUUGAAAGGCUCAGCCCCAUUGCUUCUGAGGAGAUUUGCUUGGCGUGGGGCGUUAAAGCUGAUCUGCAAAAGCUUGGGCGCACCAUGUCCACCAUCAAAGACGUGCUCUUGGAUGCCGAAGAAAAGCAAGCACGUAACAAGGAGUUACGCAGUUGGCUACUACAACUUAAAGAUGCGUUCCUUGAUGCAGAGGAUCUGUUGGACGAGUUUGAAUGCGAAGCUUUGCGAAGGCAAGUGGUUCGUGGCAGUGGCACAACUAGAAAGGUACGCCGUUUCUUUUCCCGCUCUAAUCCAGUUGCGUUCCGCUUAGGAGUAUGUCAGGGAAUUAAGGACAUAAGAGAGAGGUUACAUGAGCUUAAAGAAGAUAAGAAUUUUGCUGAUCUUCGCACUGUUCAUCUCUGUGAUCAUGUGAGGGAGAAUAGUAAUACGACCCACUCCUUUGUCCGCGCUUCGGAGGUUAUUGGUAGAGAAACAGAAAAAAAUGAAGUUGUAGAUCUUCUGGUACAAGGCGAUGAUCAUCAAGGUAAUCGGAAUGUAUCUGUUAUUCCUAUAGUGGGAUUUGGAGGUUUAGGGAAGACCACACUUGCCAAGUUGGUGUACAAUGAUGAGAGAGUCGUUGGUUGUUUUAAUUUACGAAUGUGGCAGAAUGUGUCAGUAGACUUUGAUAUCACUAGAUUGGCAAAAGAGAUCCUUGGCUCUGCAUUAGGUACAAGGAUCAGUGAAGGGUUGUCUAUGGAUCAUUUGCAAGAACAGCUACGAGACGCUUUAAAGGAUAAGAAAUUUUUGCUUGUCUUGGAUGAUGUGUGGAACGAAGAUCGUAUCAAAUGGACCGAGUUGAGAGAUUUGUUGAUAGAGGGGGCCAAGGUAGGAACUAAGAUUUUGGUGACGACACGGAAUAUCCCAGUUGCUUCAAUCAUGGGCACGGUUGGAACAUACAUAAAUUUGGACGUUCUCUCUUUUGAGGAUAGUUUGUCUUUGUUUGUAAAGUGUGCAUUUGAAGGAGGACAAGAAAGACAACAUCCAAUCCUCUAUGAAAUGGGAAAAGAUAUUGUAAGAAAGUGCGGAGGGGUUCCCUUAGCUGUUAAAACCUUAGGGAGCCAACUUUACUCAAAGACUGAUGAGCGUCAGUGGAAAUUGAUUAAAGAUUCUGAAAUAUGGGAAUUAGAACGAGAGGGUGCUGGUCACAUUCUACCUGCUUUGAGAUUGAGCUAUAGUCAAUUGCCCUCUCAUUUGAAGCAGUGCCUUGCUUGCUGUUCAAUUCUUCCAAAGAAUUACACUGAUUUUGAUAGCAGGGAAUUAAUCAGUCAUUGGAUGGCGCAUGGAAUCCUUGAAUCUCGUGAUCAUGGAAAUAUGCAGUUGGAAGAUGUUGGUGAACUGUUUUUCAAAGAGUUAUGGGAGAGAUCUUUCUUUCAAAAUGUUAAAGAUUGCACUUUCUGCUAUACAUUUGAUAUGCAUGAUCUCAUCCAUGACCUUGUACAAUCAGUUGCACAAGGUGAGAGUUUUACAGUAGACUCUGAAGGCACCAUAGGCCUCUCUGAAAAUGUUAGACAUCUAACAUUUUUGGAAAUUGGCCAAAAUGUUUCAAGAAUCUUGCAAAAGUUGAACAAAGUGCGGACUAUAUCAGCAGUGAGUUGUAAAAAUAUUGAUGAAUCCUUCCUCCGCACUUGCAUUUCAAGGUUCAAAUAUCUACGGGUUCUUAGGUUAGUCAACGUAUCUUGGGAAUUGUUGCCGAGUUCCGUUGGUUCUUUGAAGCAUUUGAGAAGCCUGGACUUCACUGACAAUGGAGGAAUCACUGGACUACCCAAUUCAAUUUGUAAGUUGCAGAGCUUGCAAACUCUGCAUCUUGGUGGAUGUGUGAAUCUUGAAGAGUUGCCUAGAGACAUGAGCAAGUUGAUCAGCCUCAGAUACCUUGAAUUAACCACAAAACAAACAAGUUUUCCAGAGAAUGGAGUGGGAUGCUUGAAAUCACUUCGAUAUCUUUCUAUUUGGGAGUGUAGUAAUCUAACGUGUUUGCCGUGUGAUACUAGUUAUCUUGUAUCAUUACGCACUCUGAUCAUAGACAACUGUAAACAACUUGAUUUGGUGAUGGAAAACUAUCAAGUAAUUCCACUAAGGCUCCAAAAAUUGGGGAUUGUGGGAGUACCACGAAUGGUGGCAUUGCCUGAAUGGUUUCAAGGAGCCACAAACACCCUACAAGUCUUGGUUAUAUCAGAUUGUGAGAAUUUGGUGGCAUUACCUGGGUGGUUGACGAGUUUCACAUCGCUAAGAAGGCUUGUCCUCGGAUCAUGUCCCAAACUGUUGUCUUUGCCAGAGGAGAUGCAUCGCCUCACUGCCUUAACACAUCUUGUGAUAAUAGACUGUCCUGAUAUGUUGAGGAGAUGCCAACGUGACGCAGGAGAAGAAUGGCCAAAGAUUUCUCAUAUUCCAAUUGUUCAUUUUAUAUGAAUUUUUCGAGAGGCAAAUAGAAACAUAGCUGUAGUCUUCAAUGCCGCCCGCCUCUUAUUUGCUCUAUUUGAUAGUCUAAUAUUUUCUUGUUUCUGA